This is a messenger RNA of Lactuca sativa (garden lettuce), 1775 nucleotides long. RefSeq names its product cytosolic enolase 3. NCBI's taxonomy places the organism in Eukaryota, Viridiplantae, Streptophyta, Magnoliopsida, Asterales, Asteraceae. Gene Ontology annotation, cellular component: phosphopyruvate hydratase complex. Gene Ontology annotation, biological process: glycolytic process. The record is from RefSeq and is a predicted model, not a curated record. Gene Ontology annotation, molecular function: phosphopyruvate hydratase activity; magnesium ion binding.
AAACACAAAAUUUGUGUAACUGUCCGUGAACGAUUCGAAAUCUUAGCAACGGUUUUAGGUUUCACCCUGUCGGAAAAUUUCUUCCCCGCCGAAUUCACUCCGAUCUCUGCCAGUUUCGCCAUAUCCGAUCGAUCAAUCUAAGUGUAAUCGAACUGUGAGGGACAUAAAAUCGAGGCGGAGGUGCAGUAGCUAAGUGAAAAUGUCGGUGCAAGAGUAUCUAGACAAACACAUGCUCUCGCGGAAAAUUGAAGACGCUGUCAAUGCCGCUGUUAGGGCCAAAACUCCCGAUCCCGUUCUCUUCAUCUCUAAUCAUAUGCGAAAGGCUGUUCCUUCGGUUAUAACAAAGGUUAAAGCGAGGCAAAUUCUUGAUUGCAGAGGAAUUCCAACUGUUGAAGUUGACUUAUACACCAAUAAAGGAAUGUUUCGUGCUUCUGCUCCAAGCGGUGCUCCCUCUGGACUAUAUGAAGCUAUUGAGUUACGUGAUGGAGACAAGGGCACAUAUCUUGGAAAUGGUGUCACUAGAGCUGUUAGAAAUGUAAAUGAGAAGAUAUCUGAGGCUAUUGUUGGCAUGGAUCCAACCCUUCAGAACCAAAUUGAUCAGGCAAUGAUAGACUUGGACAAGACUGAGAAGAAGGGUGAACUUGGAGGAAAUGCAAUAUUAGCUGUGUCAAUGGCUGCUUGCAAAGCUGGAGCUGCUGAGAAGGAGGUUCCACUUUACAAACAUAUUGCUGAUCUUUCAGGCAGAGGAAACCAUGUCCUUCCUGUUCCUGCCUUCACCCUAAUAAGUGGUGGAAAACAUGCUGCAAACAAUUUGGCUAUAAGAGACAUAAUGAUACUUCCAAUUGGAGCAAAAAGAUUUGAAGAGGCAAUGCAAAUGGGUUCUGAGACAUAUCAUCACUUAAAGGCUGUUAUUACAGAGAAAUAUGGCGCACAAGGAUGUAAUGUUGGUGAAGAUGGUGGUUUUUCUCCUAAUGUCUCCAGCUUUAGAGAAGGAUUAGAUCUUGUAAAGGAGGCAAUUAACAGAACAGGGUAUAAUGGUAAAAUUAAGAUUGCUAUUGAUGUUGCUGCUACAGAUUUCUGCAUAGGUACAAAGUACGAUUUGGAUUAUAAAUCUCCUAACAGAUCAGGACAAAACUUCAAGUCAGGAGAAGAUAUGGUUGAGAUGUAUAAAGAACUAUGUAAAGAGUAUCCUAUUGUCUCCAUUGAAGAUCCAUUUGACAUGGAGGACUGGGAGCAAGCCAAGUAUUUCACUGGGCUUGGAAUUUGCCAGGUUGUGGGAGAUGGGUUGUUGAUGUCAAACUCAAAACGUAUUGAGAGAGCCGUUCAUGAACGUGCUUGCAAUGCCCUUCUUCUCAAGGUGAACCAGAUAGGGACAGUGACAGAAGCGAUUGAAGUGGUGAAGAUGGCAAAGGAUGCUGAAUGGGGGGUGGUGAUAUCACAGAGAAGUGGGGAAACAGAUGAUUCUUUCAUUGCUGACCUGGCGGUUGGUCUUGCCACUGGUCAAAUCAAAGCAGGUGCUCCUUCUCGUGGAGAGCGCUUAGCCAAGUACAAUCAGUUGAUCAGAAUCGAAGAAGAGCUUGGCGAUCAAUCGAGUUAUGUUGGUGAUGACUGGAAGCAGUCAUGAUCAUUUUUUUUUUCUUCCUUUUAUUCUUCUUUAAGAUAAAGAAAUACCAUACCAACUUUUUUUUAUUAUUGUUUUGCACCACAGAAGGCAGUACCAUUUUAAUUCUAUAUAGAUAACCUUUAUGAGAAAAUUCUCCUGAUUUUUAUGGUGA